Molecule: messenger RNA, 1695 nt
Organism: Acanthosepion pharaonis
Lineage: Eukaryota; Metazoa; Mollusca; Cephalopoda; Sepiida; Sepiidae
Source: the annotation of a GenBank genome assembly
AUGAAGGAAUUCAAAGAGGAUGAAGUUUUAGGGGGCAAAACAAUUUGCAUUUUUUCUUUCGUUCCUUUCCUUCUUUCUUUCUCACGCGCCUCUAACUUUCCUUCUUUCUUUCCCACGCGCCUCUUACUUUCCUUCUUUCUUUCUCACGCUUUUUCUCUUGCUUUCCCUUCUUUCUUUCUCACGCGCCUCUCUUUCUUCUUUUUUCUUCUGCUUUCCUUCUUUCUUUCCUCGAUUCGCUUUCCUUCUUUCUUUUUGCCUCUUGCUUUUCCUUCUUUCUUUCUCACGCUUUUCCUUCUUGCUUUCCUUCUUGCUUUUUUCUUUCUUUCACGCGCUCUCUUGCUUUCUUUCUUCUUUCUUUCUUUCCACGCGUCUCUUUGCUUUUCACGCCUUUCUUUCCUUCUUUCUUUCUCGCCUCUUGCUUUCCUUUUCUUUUUUCUUUCGCGCCUCUUGCUUUCCUUCUUUCUUUUCCCGCCUCUUGCUUUCCUUCUUUCCACUCUUUCUUUUCCUUUUUUCUUUCUUUCAAGCGCCUCUUGCUUUCCUUCUUUUUUUUCUCAAGCGCCUCUUGCUUUCCUUCUUUCUUUCCCGCGUCUCUUGCUUUCCUUCUUUCUUUCUCCACGCGCCUCUUGCUUUCCUUCUUUCUUUCCCGCGUCUCUUGCUUUCCUUCUUUCUUUUUUCUCAAGCGCUCCCGCGCCUCUUGCUUUUUCCUUUCUUUCUCCGCCUUUUCUCGAUUCUUGCUUUUCCUUCUUUCUUUCUCCGCGCCUCUUGCUUUCCUUCUUUCUUUCCGAUUCGCGUCUCUUGCUUUCCUUCUUUCUUUUCCCGCCUCGCUUUCUUCUUUCCCACGUCGAUUCUUUUCCUUCUUUCUUUCCCACUUUCCUUCUCUUUCUGCCUUUCCUUCCCUUUUUCUUUUCCCUUGCUUUUCUUCUUUCUUUCUCUCGCCUCUCUUUGCUUUCCUUCUUUCUUUCUCACGCCUCUUGCUUUCCUUCUUUCUUUUCCUUCUUUCUUUCUUUCACUCUUGCUUUCCUUCUUUCGCCUUGCUUUCCUUCUUUCUUUCCCACGCGUCUCUUGCUUUCCUUCUUUCUUUCCCACGCGUCUCUUGCUUUCCUUCUUUCUUUCUCACGCGCUCUUGCUUUCCUUCUUUCUUUCUCACGCGCCUCUUGCUUUCCUUCUUUCUUUCUCCUCGUCUCUCUUGCUUUCCUUCUUUCUUUCUCACUUUCUUUCCUAGCUUUCCUUCUUUCUUUUUCCUUUCCUUCUUUCUUUCUCACUUUCCUUCUUUCUUUCUUGCUUUCCUUCUUUCUUUCUCACGCGCCUUCUUUCUUGUCUCUUUCCUUCUUUCUUUCUCAAGCCCUUUCCCUUCUUUCUUUCUCACUCUCUCGGUUUCUUUUCUUUCUUUUCACCUCUUUGCUUUCCUUCUUUCUUUCUCACGCGCCUCUUUCUUUUCUUUCCUUCUUUCUUUUCCUUCUUUCUUUCUCACGCGCCUCUUGCUUUCCUUCUUUCUUUCUCACGCGCCUCUUGCUUUCCUUCUUUCUUUCUCACGCGCCUCUUGCUUUCCUUCUUUCUUUCUCACGCGUCUCUUGCUUUCCUUCUUUCUUUCCCAAGCGCCUCUUGCUUUCCUUCUUUCUUUCCCACGCGUCUCUUGCUUCCCUUCUUUCUUUCUCACCUGCCUCUUGUUUUCCUUCUUUCUUCCUCUUCCACUGA